GCUCCAUCAGGUCCCUGAAGGCUGCACUGCAGACCAGCUGGAAGCGGCCCUCUCCUCUAAAGGAGCACACCUGCUGCUUGAUACCCUGAGGACUCUGUCUGAGAGAAUAGCUCAUAAAAGAGAGCAAAGCCAGAGCGGGGGAACAUUUGCCCCCAAAAUCAAUGCCUCCAUGAGCUGGGUGGAGUGGGAGGAGCAGACCUGUGAUCAGAUCAGCUGUCUGCAUUGCGCCAUCGGCUCCCGGAUUCCUCUGAGGACCACGUGGAUGGGCAGGACCAUAAAACUGCUGGAUUUUGUAGGAAGAUGUCACAUUUCAUUAUUAGAUGAGAGGAGCAGAUGGCCCCCUGGCUCAGUGAGCUACCUGAAGGAGUCCAACACUCUGGCUGUGAGCUGUAAGGACGGCUGGGUGGGCUUCAGGUCUGUGGUCCUGAAGAAGAGGCUGACAGCAGGGGACUUCUAUAACGGCUACCUGCACCAGACCCUGCACAGGAAGUCAGCCUGUGACAUCACCAGAGCACAGUUCAUCACCAGGAAACAUGGAGGAGACGCAAAGGACAUGAGAGAGAACUCUACGUCAUGACGUUUCCUCUUCAAUAUGAACACUACAGAUAUCAGCUGCUGGGAUUUACUGUAUUUCGUGUGUUACUCUGUCUGUUUAAGACAUCUGCAGGUACAGUGUGACUGUAGUUGUACUAUACUUUGCUUUUAUUGCAAUAAAUGAUAUUGCUGUUGAUUUAUUUCAGGAACAAUCAGGAACUGUUUAUUUCUAUUAGAACUAAGACAGAAAACGUAUUACACUUCAAACAUUAGCAUUGUGAGCAUGUUAGCUUGCUGAUGCAAUUUAGCUGAUUUCAUUUAGCUCACAAUCUGAUUGCAGCUUCACAGUCCGACAGCUGCGGACUUGUAUCAGGUUAACAUGAAUUCACACUGAUAAAGACAACACUUUGUAUAUAUAUUUAUGUUUGGCUUCUGUGAUUGGCUACAUAAAAUGCAUUGUUAAUUGUC
Notothenia coriiceps (black rockcod) is the source of this 1002-nucleotide messenger RNA. RefSeq names its product mitochondrial methionyl-tRNA formyltransferase (gene mtfmt). The record is from RefSeq and is a predicted model, not a curated record. Bases 170 to 577 code for a protein of 135 amino acids. Gene Ontology annotation, molecular function: methionyl-tRNA formyltransferase activity. Lineage: Eukaryota; Metazoa; Chordata; Actinopteri; Perciformes; Nototheniidae. Gene Ontology annotation, biological process: biosynthetic process; conversion of methionyl-tRNA to N-formyl-methionyl-tRNA. The transcript is spliced from 6 exons. Gene Ontology annotation, cellular component: mitochondrion.